AUGUCCGGUUAUAUUGGCUCAGGGUAAGAAAAUGUUACGCUUUUAUUCGAUUUUACCUCAAAACGCCAAAAAAAUUUUUUUGACAUCAAAUUUUAAUGCGAUUUUCUUUUCAGCCCGUCUUCUAAAUCGCUAGCCGAUGAGUUGGACUUCGCUGUAGAUGAAGUUCGACCCUUUGUCAGCGAGUUUGAGAAGUCUACGAAGCUUGAACAAGGUCCAGAGCUGUUUUAUGCCAAUCUCAUCACUAAAGAAGGUAAAUAAUUUUUUUGGCGUGAUGACUUUUCGGGUCAGCGACAGUUCGGGUCAACGAUUCUAUGAAUCGUGUCGGUUCGUUGUUGUAUGCAUGGGAGAGGCUAGGAGAAGGCUUAGUUCGUAGAAAUAAUAAGAUUGACCGGGUCCUGGGAUAGCUUAUCACCUAUUUUUAGGUAUUUUACAUGUAUAUCAAGACGAAAGUUACGGAUCUUCAUUUUUUGCCGCAAAUUUUGGAGAAAAAGAAAGUUAACACUAGUAAUAGCUAAUCUUAGAAAAAGUGGACAUAUUUCAGGUCUUCGCCAAGUCUCCGCCGACCAUCCACCGGCUUUGCCAGACCUCGUAGGCACUUCCUGCAACCUUUUUUUGGGUAUCCACCUGCCCUACGCCAUGCAGUGGGGGACCUGACCCAGUGGCAAAAAACGUAACAUUUUAUAUCCGGGAAGCAUCAAAAAUGUGGCAAAAUGCUCCCCUCUCCAAGUGAAAAAACUUCCUUUUUUAAGAACGCGCCCUUUUUUCCACACAAAAAUAGCGGACGGGCUUUUGAAAUCUGAGUUUUUUCACUUGGAGAAGGAGGUGUUUUGCCACAUUUUUGGUAAUUCCCGGAUGCGAAAUGGUACGUUUUUUGCCACUGGAUCAGGUCCCCCACUGUAGGCGUAGGGCAGGUGGACACCCAAAAAAAAGGUCGUAGAAAGUUCGUACGAGGCCUGGAAAAGCAGUUGGAUGGUCGGUGGACGCUUGGCGGAGACUUGAAAUAUGUCGACCCGAAAAGUCGGGACGCGUUUUUUCACCUUGAACUUGCCUUUAAACCAUUCUAAACCCCAUUUCCAGGCAAAACCGCGACCAUCGAGCUGAGUGUGCGCGGCUGGAGAAUCUGCUCGACCAACCAUAACGAGCCCUCGGGGGAGAUUGGCGACUUCCCCAAGGACACCUACGAAACGCUUUCCGCUUUGUUGACAACGAUCUCAGACGGAUACAAGGAGGCAUUCGCCGGAUCUCUCGUCCAACGACUCGAAGAAUUGAGCAGGGAAGAGGACAAAGAAGGCCAGCAAUGA
Messenger RNA from Bursaphelenchus xylophilus (pine wood nematode), 1301 nucleotides. NCBI's taxonomy places the organism in Eukaryota, Metazoa, Nematoda, Chromadorea, Rhabditida, Aphelenchoididae. The record is from the annotation of a GenBank genome assembly.